GUACUGUCAGAUGUGUCAGAAACAGUGUCGCGAUCAGAACGGUUUCAAAUGUCACUUGACCUCCGAAUCCCAUCAACGGCAACUGCUUCUUGUUGCUGAAAACACUGGUUCUUUUCUCAGACAGUUUAGCAAAGAGUUUGAAGCAAAUUUCAUGCAGAUUCUGAGAACUUGUCAUGGUACUAAGCGGAUUCGAGCUAAUGAGGUGUACCAGGAAUAUAUCAAGGACAAGGGUCACGUUCACAUGAAUGCUACUGUCUGGCACACUCUUACUGGUUUUGUGCAGUAUCUAGGAAACAGCGGCAAGUGCAAAAUUGAUCACAAUGAGAAAGGCUGGUACAUCCAAUACAUUGACCAGGAAGAAGUUAUUCGCAAGGCUGAAGAAGCUAAGCGAGCGAAAGCAGAGAAAGAUGACGAGGAACGGCAACAAGAAAUGAUUCAAGCCCAAGUCCGCAGGGCCUUGGAACUGCAAGGUGACGUAGUAGAGCCGCAAGCCACUGAACUUGUACGCACAGACGAGAAUGAAAAAAUCACGUUGGACCUUAAUCUGGACAAGAAACCCACAGCAGAGGACUUAAAGCGGCCAGUUUUCUCCGGCGUUUCUGUAUUUGAUCAAAUAAAAACGAAAAAGGAAGAACCUCAAAGUGACGAAGAAAGAUCGGAACCCAGGAAAAGGGAUAGAAGUAGGGAACGUGAGAGAGAUAGGGAUCGGAGGCGGCAACAUGAAGAAAAUGGACGACAUGGAGAAUUGAAGAAAGAAAGAAGAAGCCGCAGCCGUAGCAGAGAUGGGCGAAGA
This is a messenger RNA of Strongylus vulgaris, 793 nucleotides long. Lineage: Eukaryota; Metazoa; Nematoda; Chromadorea; Rhabditida; Strongylidae. The record is from the annotation of a GenBank genome assembly.